AUGCCUUCCGUUAUCGAAUCUAUCAAUAACCUCAUUGCCUCCAUCGUCAAUACCAUCAUGGCAACCUUCAAUUCUAUCAUCGCUGUUUUCCAAUCUAUCUUCAAUAUGAUCCUCGGUAUCAUUAAUGCAUUUUUCGCAGCGCUCAGUUCGGCUGUUACUACUAUUGUGCAGACUUUUGAGGGAUUGGUUAGGUUUUUCUUGGUCGUAAUCGGUGUGCUCGCCGCCGCAUUCUGCGCAUACACAAUCUAUCAACGCAGUCAAGGACGACCUGUGGCCCCAGCACCAAGCAGCGCCAAGAAGACUUCUUGA
This is a messenger RNA of Sclerotinia sclerotiorum 1980 UF-70, 309 nucleotides long. RefSeq lists its product with no specific name. The record is from RefSeq and is a predicted model, not a curated record. NCBI's taxonomy places the organism in Eukaryota, Fungi, Ascomycota, Leotiomycetes, Helotiales, Sclerotiniaceae. The transcript has 2 exons. Bases 1 to 309 code for a protein of 102 amino acids.